Messenger RNA from Spinacia oleracea (spinach), 1607 nucleotides. RefSeq lists its product as uncharacterized. The coding region runs from base 51 to 1370 and encodes 439 amino acids. NCBI's taxonomy places the organism in Eukaryota, Viridiplantae, Streptophyta, Magnoliopsida, Caryophyllales, Amaranthaceae. The record is from RefSeq and is a predicted model, not a curated record. The transcript is spliced from 2 exons.
CCCAGUUGGUUAAAGUCUGCAACAAACUCAAUAAGCUUCAAAAAUCAGCAAUGGAAGACAGUUUCAGAGUUCGAGUUGACAAAACCUUUGGUUCUCUCUCCUGCUCUUCUACUGCUUAUGCUCCUUCUUCUUCUUCCCAAACCCUAACUUCCUCUCUCUGGUGUCUCACCGACGACGAGAUUCAGAAGCGUCAAUGCCCUCCAGAAUCCGAUGCUUCCUUCCCCGCCGAAGACGACGGUGUUUUUCCAUCCAAUGUUGACAAAUGCUUCUUCGCGGCGGCGGUUAAGAAUAAAUCAGUGUCGUCUGAGAUCAACCCUAACCCUAGUCCCAGUGGUUUGGUUUGCGGUAAAGAGGAUCUAACCGAGCUCGAGAAUGAUGGAGGAAGCGGGAAAAGCGCGUCGAGUCGGUUUUGUGAGGAUGCGGGUGGUGAUGAGGAUGAAUUGGAUGUUAGGAACUCUAUUGGCAAGGACUCUACCCUUGAUUUUGAGGAAGAAGAGGAUGAAUAUGACAAGCUGGCUGUUGGAUGUGAAAAAGUUAGUCAUCAUUUGUACAUUUCUGAUGUGACUGAUUGCACGUCUCAUAUGAAUUCCUAUAAUGAGCUUCCUGACACAUUCAAGGAGGCCUCAAGAGACCCCCGUGCUAAUCAUUUGGCUGCAAAGCUUAGGCUUAAAGAAGAUGCGGAAACAGCAAGAAGUUUCAAUUCUUUGCAUGUUUCUGAACAAACUGAGGAUGUUUCUGUUGCUCAGAAUAAUGCUCCUGAAGAUGCAAACCUUCCCAAGUCAAUAUUGAAGAGAAAAGGUGAUCAGAUUGAUUUGAACAUUGGAAAAUGUGUGCGGUUUGAGCCCAUCUUAAGCGAUGAUCACAUCCCAUCUGAAGAUGGUAAUAAAAUUGUCAUGUCAGACUACACUUCUUUUAAAGAACCGUCUUUGCAAUAUGAUUCUUCAUUGGUACCAGAUUAUAUACGACAUCCUUUGAGGUAUACUCAUUAUACAUUUGAUUCAUCAAGUGAUAUGAAUGAAAAAGCAAAUCGUCAGGCAUACAUGGACUUCCUUAAUGUGGUGAAAAAGUCCAAGUCAGAACCUGAUGAAGCUCCUGCUGAUCUUACAAAACCUGUGAUAUUCAAUCCGAAGAAAAAAGGUGGUGAUGCUUGUAUGAUUUCUAGCCACACCAUUGAUCAAGAAAUGGAGGAAUCAUUGCACAAGAAAACCUUCCCUCUAAUUAUUGCUGCUGGGAACACUGAAGAUAAUGACGCUUCUGUAAUGGAGGUUGAUGAGUCAGAAACUCCAGUCCUGAAAGUUGGCAGUGGAAAACGAACAGCUCGUAAAUAUCGCAACAAACUUACUGCGCUGUCUAAUGAGCCUGAUACUUGAAGUACGGGUAGAUAUUACUGUAUGCUAGGUUAUCUAACUAGUUAAGUUUAUUGAAUUUUUCACAUUUCGCAGGAGUAAAAGAUUAAAAAGUGUUAUUGCUUCGUAUAUGUCUUGUAUUUGUUGCUGCAAAAAAACCAGCCUAGAAUCAGUACUUCUAAUGUACCAUGCUUUUGGUCUUUCUGUAUUUCAGGAGCAUUGAUGAUAAGUAGUUAUCCUUUACCUGGCCAAAUUACCAAA